Messenger RNA from Candidula unifasciata, 2930 nucleotides. The record is from the annotation of a GenBank genome assembly. NCBI's taxonomy places the organism in Eukaryota, Metazoa, Mollusca, Gastropoda, Stylommatophora, Geomitridae.
AUGCUUGAAGGACUAGCAGCAUGGGUGCUGAACACAUAUGUAGGAGAGUAUGUAGAAAACCUUAACACAGCACAGCUCUCAAUUGCUCUUCUUCAAGGAGCUGUUGAACUGGAAAAUCUGCCACUAAAGAAAGAUGCAUUGAAAAGUUUGGAUAUUCCAAUUGAAGUCAGAUCAGGCUUCAUUGGAAAGAUCACACUGCAGAUUCCUUUGCGACGGCUGAGAAGUGAACCAUGGGUAAUAUCCAUUGAGAAGUUGUACAUGGUCACUGGACCAUUGGCUAAACUUUCUUAUGAUGAAGAGAAGGAGAAAAAAUAUGAGCAGGAACAGAAGAAAGUGAUGCUAGAUGCCCUCGAAGAGAAAUGGAAGAUCUCACAGGGAGUGCAGCAGGAUGCCUCAUCCUCAUCGUCAUGGUUUUCUUAUGGAACUUCCAUGGCUGCGAACAUUUUGGAAAAUAUCCAGCUAAAUGUGAAAAAUGUUCACAUUAGAUACGAGGAUGAUAAAACCAAUCCAUCAUGUCCGUUUGCUGCUGGCAUCAUCAUCAAGAACCUGAGUAUACAGAGCACAGAUGCAUCAUUGACACCAAAGUUUGUGAGCCACUAUGAGGCCAGUGAGAUGUUUAAACUGGUGGAUCUAACAGAGUUCAGUGUCUACUGUGAUUCAAAUGUGACUAUGUUGGGAGAUUUGAAUAUGCAAGAAUUGGCGGAUGCAUUAGAGAGAGAUAUGUUUCUGUCCACAUCCAACAAGUUUGAGGCUCAUGAAUAUAUUCUUCAACCAAUCACAGCGCAAGGAAAAGUCAGACGGAAUGUGUCUGCUUUACCAUUACGCUCGGCUGCAACUCCACGCAUCUCGGUUGAACUCACCCUUUGUGACAUGUCAUUGAAUCUAGCCUCUGAUCAGUACCAGAAUCUGAACCUGUGGCAGCGAGAAUUUACACGGCAUGGUUUGAGAAGAAAAUAUCGCAAAGGGAGACCUUCAGCCUCCAUCUUAUCAAGUGCACGCCAGUGGUGGCAUUUUGCACAGACUGCUCAUUUGGAUAUUAUCAAAGAAAGAAACAAGAGACUGACAAAGACAUUUUUACUAGAGCGCGCAAAACUUAUCACAACAUAUGCAAAAGUGUACUCAGCCUACCUCAAUGGAGAAGUUCUAACAGCACAACAAAAAGCAAGCAAGUCAGCCAUUGAAGAACAGCUGGACUUUGAUGAGCUGAAAGUCAUUAGAAAGGCUGUCUUCUUGAAAGUAUCCAAGAACAACCCUAUGACUUCAGUCAUGACACCAAAGAAAAGCCCGCCCCCAGUUGAACUAGUGUCAACACCGGUAAGAGAGAGAGGUAGUUUAUUCCAGCGAUGGUUCCCUGGUUGGUCAGGGUGGUCCCAGCCCACACCGUCAUCCCCAUCUCCUCCCCCAGAACUGGAGCAUGAGCAGCUGUCACCACAGUCAUCGCCAACAGAUUCCCAGGAUGUGUCUCUGUCGUCUUCAUCCUCAUCCAACACAUUGAAAAGCAGCACAGACUUCACAGCUGAUACACAAGAAGAUGUUCUAACAGAGGAUGAAAUAGAGCAAGAGAUUAAAGAUGUUAUCAAGGAUUCCUCUGUAAACAGUUCGUUUCUCAGGAAGGACACUGUGUUUGCUAGAAUGACAUUUAUGUUGACAAAGGGAUCAUUCACACUCAAGGAAACUCAGCACACUAACAAAGAUAAUAUCAAACCUGCCCCAUUGGUGGAACUCCACUGUUCCUCAAUUGGUAUGGAGUUUGAAUCUCGACCUCGGACUAGCGCCAUGAAAUUCUCCCUGGCUGUUGGGAGCUUUUUUGUCCAAGAUCAAAGGGCACAGAAUCCUGUGUUUUCCCAGGUCAUUUGUCCUCAAGCAAAAGAUCAACAGAGCAAGGGAGCAUUCAAGCAAUUCUCUCAGUUCACCAACAUGCAAAACCUGAUCCCCAUGAGCAAGGAGACAGAGAGCAAGGAGUUUUUCACCCUGGUAUAUGAGAAGAAUCCUCAUGGCAAUUUCAAAUACAGCAUCAGCAUGAAGUCACAACCACUGGACAUCAUAUACAUGCCUGAACUCAUCAACAGAGUUAAGGACUUGUUCAGUUCACCUCCUGGUGCCAUCCCUCGAGCUGCCAGCUCAGUACCCAGUGGACAGUUUGAGAAGAUACGAAAGCAAACACAGGAGGAACUGAAAAACACAUUGGAUCAUUUACUGGAAGUGAAAACUAGCAGAUGGGACAUUAACCUAGACAUCAGUGCCCCUAGGUUUGUGAUACCUGACAACAUGUCGGAGAGCAACCCACAGCUUGUGGUCAUUGACCUGGGCAACUUUCAGUUCCACACCAUCACUACUUUGCCCAAUUCUUCGGCUGAACAAAACGGCAAAGAUAAAACCAAGGAAGAGGAUGGUGAAGACAAGUUUGAGACUCCUUUGUCCACUCCACCCAAUGAAGAAGCUGAAGAUGAAGAGGUGAAAAAGACGCUGACCUUGGGUCGGGUGCCUGAACUGAAGAGACCUAAGAGUUCUGAGUCCCUCUCCGAGGCUGCGCCUGACACCUUUCAUGACAGGCUGUAUGAGAAAUACCGCAUUGGACUGGCUGAAGUGCAAGUGCUGAUGGGAAGGCUCAAUGACAACUGGCGCCAUGCGUACCCAAGGGGAACAAGCCACAUGCAUAUUGUGGACAGGUUCAGCAUUAACGUACAACUGGACAGGAGGCUGAUUGUAACAUCAGAUAUUCAGUGGCCUACAGCAAAAAUCUCUGGAGUCUUGCCAUCACUGACUUUUCAUCUGAAUGAAAGAAAGAUACAGAUCUUACAGAAAUGCCUGGAUAAAUUAUCAGAGUCCAAAACUACAGGCUAUUCCCAGUCUCCGUUUCAGAAAAGCACAGGGUCAUCCUUCGACAGCGGUUCGGGAACCAUCUUUCCGGAACAUUCCAGCUUUGACCA